Messenger RNA from Lingula anatina, 1305 nucleotides. RefSeq lists its product as uncharacterized. The record is from RefSeq and is a predicted model, not a curated record. NCBI's taxonomy places the organism in Eukaryota, Metazoa, Brachiopoda, Lingulata, Lingulida, Lingulidae.
AUGGCUUGGUGGAUUCCAUACCUGUCUUUGCUAAUUUUGUUAGUAACUGUAGUAGACAGCCAGUUAGAGGUCAACAUUACAACCGGUACAAUACGAGGUUUCAGCAAAACAUUGAACGGGAAAACUGUGAACGAAUAUUUCGGCAUUCCAUUUGCCAAACCUCCAGUUGGGAACCUUAGAUUUGCAAAGCCCCAGCCUGCGAGCAGGUGGACGGGCGUGUUGAACACUACGGCGUAUGGUCCGGCUUGCAUGCAGAGACCCAACCCUUUUGGAUUUCCUAAUCCGAAACACAUAUCUGAAGAUUGCCUGACACUCAACGUGUUUGUUCCUGUUACCCCUGGCGUCAAAGCUGUAAUGGUCUGGAUUCAUGGCGGAGGCUACUUCACUGGUGGAAGUUUUCACUAUGAUUUCACCGAAUUCGCUGCAAGAGGCGACAUCAUCGUUGUAUCAGUAAAUUAUCGCCUGGGACCAUUUGGUUUCCUGAGUAUAGAUGGCGCUAAUAAUGCAACUGGAAAUCUGGGACUGUGGGAUCAGAUUGAGGGCCUGAAGUGGGUACAAGACAACAUUGGAGCCUUUGGUGGUGACCCUAAAAAGGUUACUAUAUUCGGAGAAUCUGCCGGGGCUAGCAGUGUCUCUCAGCUUGCUCUUACCACAAAAGCCAAAGGCCUUUUUCGCCGUUUCAUUCCUCAGAGCGGGUCCGUCUGGGCAGAGUGGGCGUGGACGACGGAAAAAGCUGCAACACUUUCUUUAAAGAUAGGCGACAUUAUAGGCUGCCACGCCGGGGAGACAGAAAGGUCAAAACUCCUCGAAUGUCUGCGGGAAACAACAGCUGAUCGAUUCCUAGACGCGAGUAUCGUUGCUACCACAGGCGUCCCUGGGAUCCUCCAUUACAGCGGUGAGGUCGAUGGCGAUAUGUUCCCUGAAUCCUUAUCAGACAUGUUUAAAAACCCUGAUUCAGAAGUCUCCCGGCACUUUCGUUCUCUGGACUGUUUGGGAGGUUUUACUGACGGAGAUGGGGCCAUAUUGACCCAUGACAUCGAUAACGGGAUCACCCCUGCAGAGUUACGAGACAAGUACAUCCCUGAUUUGGCCAAGCAAGUGGCGCCUGGCCACGAAGCCGAAAUUGAGAACGUUCUGAUGAAGGAAUACUACAAUAGCGCAGCUAAUCGAUAUGACACUGCUAACCGCUAUGUCGACAUCAUGACAGACUGGGGGCAAUUCUCACAGAUAAACACUCAGCAUCGGGUAAUGGCUCUACAUAUCUGUACUACCUCACAAAGGUACCUUCAUUUGGCUAUGUUUUGA